Messenger RNA from Linum tenue, 1302 nucleotides. The record is from the annotation of a GenBank genome assembly. Lineage: Eukaryota; Viridiplantae; Streptophyta; Magnoliopsida; Malpighiales; Linaceae.
AUGCAGACCAGGAGCAAGCGCCAUACCCAUCAUACCAACACCUCCCUCUUGUCUCUGUUCUUCCUCCUCCUCCUCCUCCUCCUACCCACAACCAACACAGCCGCCGCCGCCGUCACAAUCGGCGGCGGCGUCAGCGUCGGAAUCGGCAAUGCAGGUACAGGAGGCGUGUGGAUCGGCGGCGGAGUCACCUCCCAAAACCCUAACCCUCCUGCCGGCUCGACCCUCGACGCCGCUUACUCUGCUCUCCAGGCCUGGAAAGCCGCAAUCUCCGCCGACCCUUCCGGCGUCCUCGCCACGUGGGUCGGCCAGAAUGUCUGCUCCUACAAAGGCAUCUUCUGCAAACAACAAUCCCCCUCUUCUUCCUCCACUCCCACCGUCACCGGAAUAGAUCUCAACCGUGCAAAUCUCCAGGGAACCCUCGUCACCGAGCUUUCCCUCUUAACCGAUUUGACCCUCCUCCACCUCAAUUCCAACAGAUUCCACGGCGCCGUCCCGGAGACAUUCCGUGACCUAAUUUCCCUCCAGGAAUUAGACCUCAGCAACAACCAAUUCUCCGGCGAGUUCCCUUCCUCCGUCCUCUACAUCCCCAAUCUCGUCUACCUCGACCUCCGAUUCAACUCCUUCUCCGGCCCAAUCCCCGACGCCCUCUUCGACAAGCGCCUCGACGCCAUCUUCCUCAACAACAACCAAUUCGACGGCGAAAUCCCCGACAAUCUCGGCAACUCCCCUGCCUCCGUCAUCAAUUUGGGCUACAACAAGUUCACCGGACAGAUCCCCUUAAGCCUGGGGUUCAUGAACUCGAGGCUCAAGGAGAUUCUUUUCCUCAACAACCAGCUCACGGGGUGCGUCCCCGAAGGAAUCGGGCUCUUCUCCCAGAUGCAGGUUUUCGACGUCAGCUUCAAUUCCCUGAUGGGUCAUUUGCCCGACACGGUGGCGUGCUUGAACGAGAUCGAGGUUCUGAAUUUGGCACACAAUGAGCUUUCGGGUUCGCUCCCCGAGCUGGUCUGUUCGUUGCGGAGCCUGGUGAAUUUGACGGUGGCGUACAAUUUCUUUUCUGGGUUUAGUCAGGAGUGCGCGAAGCUGUUUGUGAGGAACGUCGGGUUUGAUUUCGAGUCGAAUUGUAUCCCCGGGAGGGAUAUGCAGCGGCCGCAGCCGGAGUGCUCGUUGGUGCCCGGCGGUGGGUUGAGUUGUUUGAGGAUUCCGGCGGCCCAGCCGCUGGUUUGUGGGUCGAUUUUGGGUAGGGUUGGGGCCGGCGCCGAUCGGCAGGUUCGGCCGGGACCAGGAUCAUCCUCUUCGCCGUGA